Plasmodium gallinaceum is the source of this 1062-nucleotide messenger RNA. Its product is annotated as conserved Plasmodium protein, unknown function. The record is from RefSeq and is a predicted model, not a curated record. The transcript is spliced from 8 exons. The coding region runs from base 1 to 1062 and encodes 353 amino acids. Gene Ontology annotation, molecular function: protein binding. NCBI's taxonomy places the organism in Eukaryota, Apicomplexa, Aconoidasida, Haemosporida, Plasmodiidae.
AUGGGGAAAGAAAACUCUAAUAAAACAAAUGAAAAUUAUAAAAAUUUUGUUGAUUGCUAUUAUUUGUUAUUAAGAAAAUUCAAAAAAAAAAGUUCCUAUAUAAUAGAUGAAUUUUUAAUAAAAGAAAAUAAAGACAGCAAUGGAGUUUUAACAAUUUAUGAAGAUAUAAAUAUAGACUCAUUUUACUUUUUAAUUUUAUCAAUGAUUGAUUCCAAUUAUGAUAAAAUAAAUAUCCUAAAUGUACAAAACGGAAAUAAUAUAAUAAGAGCUAUUUGUUUUUACAUGGAUAACAUAAAAAUAAAUGAAUUAUUAAAAAAAAAUACUAAAAAUAUAAGAAAUAAAAAUUCUAAUUUAGAAAAAAAUAAUAAUAAUAAUAAUAAUAAAAUUAAAAUAAAAAAAAAGGACAUUGAAGAAGAAAAAAAUAUUGAUAUUAAUAAAAAAUCUCAAUGUAAUAUAAAUUCUUUAAGCAUAUUCAAUAGUAAUGUGGAUAUAAAUGGAAUAAUACUUCUUUCUAAAUCAUUAUAUGAUAAUAACUAUUCAAAAAUAGAAAAUUUAUCCAUAGACUGUAACCCUUUAACAUUUGAUUGCGUUAAAUAUUUAUCUUUCUCAUUAUGUAAUUACAAUAAUUUAAAAAAUUUAAGUUUUCAAUAUUGCAAUUUAAAAAAUGAUUCUAUUAAAUAUAUAAUAGAUAUAAUUAUAUAUUUGAACUCAUCGUUACGUACUUUGAAUUUAAGUGGUAAUAAUUUUACCAGUGAAGGAAUGAGCAAACUUUUUGAAAGUUUUUUAUUAAAUCACUCCUUAACUAAUGUCGAUGUUUCUUAUAAUAUGUUUAAUUUAGAUAAUUUAUUUACUGAAAUAUUUUGUAAACUCAUAAUUAGUGAAACAAGCAUCUCAAAUAUAACAUUAAUUGGAAACUUUAUUGAAGAAAAUAACUUGUCUAAAAUUAAUGAAGCUAUGAAUUAUAAUAAAUCUAUUUCUAUUUUAAAAUUACCACAAGAGUUAAUAUGCAAAAAAAAGGAAAAAACAUUCUUUUUCUUAAUAUUUCAUUUUAUGUCUAAAUAA